AUGGGUCAAUCUCAAUCCACCGGCUCAAAGGGCCCCCAAGAGCAACAAUCCGAGCGAAAGACAGAUUAUUACGAGUUGCUUGGUGUCGCACCGGCUGCCACUGAUGAUGAGAUCAAAAAGGCAUAUCGAAAAAAGGCCCUCGAGCUGCACCCCGAUCGUAAUUACGGAAACGUUGAGGAGGCUACAAGGCUUUUUGCUGAAAUCCAAUCGGCCUACGAGGUGCUUGCUGACCCUCAGGAGCGUGCCUGGUACGAUUCACACAGCGAUGCGUUUUUGGGCACCAAUGGAGGCUCUGAGGGAGAUCAACAUUCCUACAACAUUCGAGUCACCACUGCGGAAGAUGUCCUGAAGGUAUUCGCAAAGUUCAGCCCUCGAAUGGAGUUCUCAGAUUCGCCCAGUGGCUUCUUCGGCGGUCUUAGCGAUCAAUUCUCCAAAUUGGCGCUAGAGGAGCGAUUGGCUUGCCAAUGGGAAGACCAAGACAUGGUGGAUUAUCCUCCCUUUGGGAUGCAGGACGACGAUUUUGAAACAGUCGUGCGCCCAUUCUACGCCGCCUGGAGCGGAUUCUCAACCAGAAAAUCAUUUUCCUGGAAGGACACUUAUCGUCUUUCCGAUGCCCCUGAUCGCCGAGUCCGCAGGCUAAUGGAAAAAGAGAACCGGCGCCUUCGAGAUGAGGCUAUACGCGAAUUUAACGACGCCGUUCGGUCUCUGGUGGCAUUCAUCAAGAAGCGGGACCCACGUUACAAGGCUAAUGCACUCAAUGAGGCUCAAAGGCAAGAGACUCUUCGUCAGUCCGUGGCAGCCCAAGCGGCAAGAUCUCGCGCGAUGAACCAAGCCAAAAUGCGCGAGCAUGUCGUUCCCCAAUGGGCCCAGUCCGAAGAACCUGUGGCCGGUAUCAGUCAAGAGAGCUCAGAAAGCGAGGUCGAGAGCUUCGAAUGCGUGGCAUGCAACAAGCAUUUCAAGAGCCAGAAGCAGUUCGAGGCUCAUGAACGUAGCAAGAAACAUUUGAAGGCUGUUAAGCAGCUGCGUCGAGAGAUGCUAUUGGAGAACGAUGAGCUGGAUUUAGAGCCUGUGAUUCAAGUUGACGCAUCCCGCGCCUCCCAAGGCAUAAAUGGUUACGAUGAUGAUUAUGAUGGACAUGAUAGUGACCAUGACACCCCCGUGGCCAUCCAGCCAGAUAGCUCUGUUGUCCAAGAAGAUGACCGUUCCGAAGAUACUGAACUAAAAGGCAAGAGUCAUAUCUCGGCCUCUGGAUCUGAGGAUGAGAAGUCUAUCGAAGAUGAGGACUAUGUGUCUAGGGAAACCAUUGAAACCAGGCUUCACUCAGACUUUAAAAAUUUGCAAGUCGAUGACUCUAUACCUGCGCUUACCGAGCAAUUGUCCUCUUCUGCGCUCGACGACGGACCAGCUACGCCGCAGAUUGGCAAAGCUAAGCAGAAGCGGGCCAAAAAGGCAGCUCGGAAUACGGAAAAAUCUGGGGGGUGGAUUUGUAUGCAUUGCAGUGUGACUUUUGCCUCGAGAAAUCAAUUGUUCACUCACAUCCAAGAAAACCCCUCCCACGCACAACCAAUCGCAGCUAAAGGGAGAAGACGAUGA
This is a messenger RNA of Penicillium atrosanguineum, 1593 nucleotides long. Its product is annotated as putative C2H2 finger domain protein. The transcript is spliced from 2 exons. Gene Ontology annotation, cellular component: cytoplasm. Gene Ontology annotation, molecular function: nucleic acid binding; zinc ion binding. The record is from RefSeq and is a predicted model, not a curated record. The coding region runs from base 1 to 1593 and encodes 530 amino acids. Lineage: Eukaryota; Fungi; Ascomycota; Eurotiomycetes; Eurotiales; Aspergillaceae.